This is a messenger RNA of Peniophora sp. CBMAI 1063, 1470 nucleotides long. NCBI's taxonomy places the organism in Eukaryota, Fungi, Basidiomycota, Agaricomycetes, Russulales, Peniophoraceae. The record is from the annotation of a GenBank genome assembly.
AUGUCGGACUCGAGUAUCUCGUUUUCGAUACCGGGCGAGACGUCGACGACGGCCGAAGCGACGUCCACGACGCCGACGUCAACCUCGACGUCGGACACGCCCACCUCCACCACGCCCACCUCGACAUCCACGACCGAGACGUCGACGACGCCCACCUCCACCUCCGACACCUCCACUUCCACCACCUCCACCUCCACGACCGCGUCUUCGACGACCGCGUCCUCCACGACAGGCUCGACGACGUCCACGAGCGCGCCCGCGGCGCCAAGCUCGACCACGGCAGCGCCAAGCUCGACGUCCACGCUCUUUGUCACCCAGUCCGACGGACGGACUAUCACGUCCUUCGUCAUCGCCACCAACACCCAGACCGCGGGCUCGACGGCCACCGCGGCAGCGUCCACCCGCGACUCGACGUCGUUCUUCGACAACAAAGGCGCAGUCGCCGGCACAUUCACAGCCGUCGGCGUAGUCGUCCUCAUCUUCCUCAUCUUCCUCGCCACGCGCCUCGUCCGGCGCCGGCGCGAAAAGAAGUUCGACGACGAGGUCGACCAGGCCGCCGCCGAGGCCGCCGCGGCGGGCGCGAACCCGGACUUUCUCGCGGACGACGAGUACGACUACCGCUCGAACGCGACGGGCGGGACGAGCGGGGCGGGAGGGGGCGUGGGGAGCUUCGGGGCGUAUAGCGAGACGAGCCAUGGGACGCUCGGCCAGCCGCCGCUGGGGCAUGCGGAUUCGCAUGGGUAUAAUACGUUCGCGGCUGUUGGGGCGGCGGGCGCGGCGGGUGUGGGCGCUGGCGCGAUGAGCAGGGCGAAGAGCCAGCGGAGUAUGGGGUCGGGCGAGCCGUACCCCGCCCAAGCCCAACCCAUGCCGGCCGACGCAGCCAACGCAUACGAGAUGUCGUCCGACGCGAACAACAACCUGCGCUACCGCCGCUCGACGGGGCCGUACCAGUACGACCCCAUCCUCGGCGGAUAUGGCGCGGGCGACGAUCCGUACGCGAUUGCGCGGGGCCCGAGCAUGCGGUACCCUAGUAAUCCGAAUCUGCAGAGGAGCGGGAGUAGGGGGCAGGUCCUGGGCGGGGGAGAUGGGGGAUAUGUGAAUCAGCCUGGGCAACCGUUCGUUCCGCCGGGAUACCCACAGCCGCAGACUCAAGCGCCGUUGCCGCCUUUACCUGGCGCGUUGCACCCCGGACAAGGGCAGAACGCGCCGUACGCGGGUGGACAAGAAUAUAAUGAGCCCUACGGCGGCAGCGGACCCGAGUCUGCGUUGCCGAACCCGCAUUCGGCGUCGGCGUCGGCGGCUCCGCCUGCAGCGUCCAGCCAGGCUGCGCUUGUGGGGCGCCAUUCGACGGACGAUGAGGGCGAUGAGAGGGCGUAUGAGGGCGGGUAUGCGGUUGGGGGCGAGGAGGAGAGUGAGGAUGAGGAGGGCGAGGAGCGGAACCCGAGGGUGCUUAGGGUCGCGAACGAGUAA